Messenger RNA from Pseudogymnoascus verrucosus, 1202 nucleotides. RefSeq lists its product as uncharacterized. The record is from RefSeq and is a predicted model, not a curated record. NCBI's taxonomy places the organism in Eukaryota, Fungi, Ascomycota, Leotiomycetes, Thelebolales, Thelebolaceae. The transcript has 3 exons. The coding region runs from base 129 to 1154 and encodes 341 amino acids. Gene Ontology annotation, molecular function: oxidoreductase activity, acting on the CH-OH group of donors, NAD or NADP as acceptor.
GGACUAUCAAUCUGAUCUUCAUCUCAAACCCUCAAUUAUCUUUGCUUUGAAAAGAUCCAAUUUGCUCCAUCUAAGGUGAUUUACCAAACGUUUCAUCGAACUUGUAUAAACCCUCGUCACUUAUCACCAUGCCAUCGACCCUUCUCACCGGCGCCAAUUCCUUCCUAGCCGCUCAUGUAAUUAAUUCUCUGAUCAAGGCCGGCCAUCAUGUAACAGGCACUGUUCGCCGAGCUGCAGCUGGCGAUGCAAUUUUCGCUCUUCAUCCAGAGUGGAAGAGCCAUUUAGACAUUGUCAUUGUCGAGGAUAUUACCAACGAAGCCAGCUGGGAUUCGAUCUUUGAAGAAAAAAAAGGUUUUAAUCAUGUAGUUCACGUCGCUGCCCCUCUUCUUGACAAUCCAGCAAACACCGACUAUGAUCGAGACUUCCUCAAGCCAAGUGUAGAAGGCAACCUUGCGCUUCUCCGCUCAGCGAAAAAUAAUGCACCAAAUCUGAAGUCCAUUGUUGUUACCGGUUCUGUCAAUGCUUCUACCACUGGAUCACCCGAGGAGUUGUUGGCUGGUCCUCUGACCAAUUCCACCUGGCUUCCAAUUACACAGGAGCAGGCCCGCGCUAUGAACAACCCAUAUAUCUCCUACUGCUCGGGUAAGAAGGAAGGCGAGCUUGCCAUCUGGGACUUCGUAAAGGAAAGCGCGCCUAAGUUUUCUGUCACAGUGCUUCUUCCAGCGCUGAUUUUUGGUCCACCCAUCGAGCCACUAAAGGGCGGCGUUAAGGGUUUGCACUAUAGCAGCAACGUGAUUUAUAGCCUCUUCAAUGGAUCCAACUCGACUAUUCCGGCCACGACCUUCCCAAGCUAUAUUGAUGUUCGUGACCUGGCCGAUGCGCAUGUCAAGGCCCUCACCGAACCAAAAGUCGCGAAUAAGAGGCUUACCAUUGGGGGGAACAAAAUGACUUACACAGCUCUAGUACAUGCUCUUGCGAAGGUCCCAGCGCUCAAUGGUCGUUUACCUACUGAUAGCGGAGAGGACCAGAAAGUAAUUCCUGCUAACAUUAUAGCGGAGGAGGGCAACGAGGCACUUAAUAUGACGUUUAGGAGUCUAGAAGAGACAAUGGCAGAUACAGCAAAGAGAAUCUUGGAGCUGGAAGGGCAGCAAUGAAUUAGGAUUUAAUGCUUUACUUAGCGCAAUCUACUAUAUCCUUUCCUC